AUGUCUGCUCAGGGCAGCUUGCUGCCCAUCGACGUCGACGACGCGCCGGGGAGCUCCUCAGCUCGCAUCCAGGAGCCGGUGGGGCUGGGGCAGUCGCCGCCGGAUGCCACGGCCGCGGCGGCGCCGCGCGGAGUCAGCGUUAAGGUUGAGCCUAGCGAUGGACAGACGACGCCUGGUGAUGGCGGCGCCCCUGUCGACCGGAGGGCUCUUAGCCGUACGAUGGACAUUCUGGCCAUGGGGAAGCGGCUGCGGAGCCAAGUCGCCACCGAGUUGGUGGUGGCUGCCGCCGGCGUCCCGGGGGGCUUGCCGGGCCAUGGCGUCGCUUCCCCAUCCGUGUUACCGGCCGUCGCGCCGGCGCCGGCUGUACCGGCUAACGCCGCCACCGACGCUGCCGCUGCCCCUGGCUAUGUCGCUCCGACUCCGACGUUCCUCCUGCCAGAGCUCACGCCACCACCUCUCAUGCUUCCGCCGUUGCCGCCGGCGCUGUUUGCCCCGUCAGUGCCCCCAGGUUUUUCUGUCUUGGGCAAUCCAUCGAACUUCAAUUUUCCGAUUCCACCACCUCCGAUGCCAUUAUUGCCACCUCCGUUGCCACCGGCGGGAUGUUCCACCUUCGCCACAUCCUCGAGCUUGAUGACACCUCUGCUGCUUCCGGCGCCACUACCGUUUGCGCCGUCGCCGGCCGUCUUUUCCCUCUUCGGCAACGGCAAUUCCUCGAGCUCGAACACUUCGAUGCCACCACCUCCACCUCCGCCGCCGUCGUCGUCCGACUGUUCCGACGUGUUGGGCCGCCCAUUUUCAUUCUUGGAUCUUUUGAGGAAGGGUGAUAGUGGUAAGCCUCCCGCCGACUCGCAGCCGGAGCCCAACGUCGCGGCUCCAAAGGCAGCGGCUUUGGGAGAGUACGGCCGGGACCUGACAGCCACCGCCGGGAUGGACCCCGUGCUCGGCCGAGACGACGUCAUUGACCACGUCGUCUGCAUACUCUGCCGGCGCAUCAAGAACAGCGUCGUCCUCGUCGGCGAGCCGGGGGUCGGGAAGACGGCCAUCGCCGAGGGGCUGGCACAGCGCAUCGCGGCGGGGACCGUCCCCGCCCCGCUCGCCAGCGCUCGCGUCGUGGAGGUCGACCUCGGCGCCAUCGUCGCCGGGACGCAGUUCCGCGGCAUGUUCGAGGAGCGCAUGAGGGACGUGAUCAGGGAGGCGGAGGAGUCCGCCGGCAAGGUGGUGCUCUUCAUCGACGAGCUGCACAUGCUGGUCGGCGCCGGCCAGGGCGGCAUGGGCGCCAUGGACGGCGCGAACCUUCUCAAGCCGGCGCUGGCGCGCAGCCGCGUCCGGUGCGUCGGCGCCACGACGUUCGAGGAGUACGGCAAGUACAUCGAGAACGACGGCGCGUUCGAGCGGCGCUUCCAGAAGGUGCUCGUCGAGGAGCCAAGCGUGGCGGCCACCAUCGCUAUACUGGAGGGGCUCAAGACCAAAUUAGAAGAGCACCAUGAAAUCAAGAUACAGGACGAUGCUCUUAUAGCGGCUGUGCACCUCGCCAAUCGAUAUGUUACUGGUCGUCGAUUCCCUGAUAAGGCAAUCAAUCUUAUCGACGAAGCAUGCGCCACCGCAAAAAUGCAAGGAUAUAAGCAGUUGAAUGGGAACAAUGAGCAGCAUAACAUUGAAAAUGCUGUAAGGGAAGCAACAGAAGUUACCUCAGAUCAAGUGGCACAGGUUGUGAACCGGUGGACUGGCAUUCCUGUCGGUACACUUGGCAAAGAGGAGAAACAAAAGCUACUGGGCCUAGCUGACAGAUUGCGUGAGCGUGUUGUUGGCCAGGACGAAGCCGUAAACCUGGUUGCAGAAGCAGUCAUAAGAUCGAGGGCUGGCCUUGAUGAUCAGUCAGGCGAACCAGUAGGCUCGUUCCUCUUCUUGGGCUCCACUGGUGUUGGCAAGACAGAGCUUGCAAAGGCUCUUGCAGAGCAGCUCUUUGGCACUGAGGAGAUGCUGCUCCGGUUCAACAUGUCUGAAUUUGUCGGUGCUAAUGCAGUGAUGCGUCUUAUUGGAGAACACCCCAGCGUCCAUGGUCAAAUUUUAAAUCAAGAUGGUGGACAGUUGACAGAAAAGGUUAGGAUGCGCCCUUACAGUGUCAUCCUUUUUGGUGAAGUGGAGAAGGCGGAUCCCUCGGUGUUCAACGUGUUUCUUCAGCUCCUCGAUGAUGGCGUGUUGACUGAUGGCAAAGGGAGGACAGUAGAUUUCAAGAACACCAUAAUCAUUAUGACUUCAAAUCUGGGAGCAGAGCACCUAAUCGGAGGAGUGACUGGUGAAAUAACAAUGGAAGCUGCAAGGGACCUUGUCAUGAAACAGGUUCAGAAGUUUUUCAAGCCUGAACUUCUCAAUAGACUGAAUGAGAUUGUCAUAUUUGAGCCGCUUUCGCAUGACAAACUUAAGGAGGUCGUUAAAAUUCAGAUGAAGAGUGUCGUUGAUAGUGUGACAGCCAAGGGCGUAUCUCUACUUGCAAGUGAUGAUGCUUUGGACCUCAUUUUGUCUGAAUCAUACAACCCAAUGUACGGUGCAAGACCCAUAAGGAGGUGGGUGCAGAAGAAUGUGAUGACAAAGCUCUCUGAAAUGCUUAUUACAGGAGAGGCUGAAAAGGGCUCAACUAUCUCCAUUGAUGCUACCGACGACAAGAAGGGGCUAGUCUUUCAGGUAUCGAAGAAGGCAGUUGAUCUGCGAGGCAAGAAGCCAGUCGAGGAUCUUCCGAGCGACUCGGAUAGCGACGACGACGUGGUCGAGAUCUUCCCCGUACCAAAGAGAAGGAAAGGUGAUUAG
Messenger RNA from Oryza brachyantha (malo sina), 2805 nucleotides. RefSeq names its product chaperone protein ClpB1-like. The transcript has 7 exons. Gene Ontology annotation, molecular function: ATP hydrolysis activity; ATP binding. Gene Ontology annotation, cellular component: cytoplasm. The record is from RefSeq and is a predicted model, not a curated record. NCBI's taxonomy places the organism in Eukaryota, Viridiplantae, Streptophyta, Magnoliopsida, Poales, Poaceae. Gene Ontology annotation, biological process: cellular response to heat. Bases 1 to 2805 code for a protein of 934 amino acids.